Molecule: messenger RNA, 5442 nt
Organism: Sipha flava (yellow sugarcane aphid)
Lineage: Eukaryota; Metazoa; Arthropoda; Insecta; Hemiptera; Aphididae
Product: diacylglycerol kinase eta-like
Exons: 25
Coding region: 277-4614 (1445 amino acids)
Biological process (GO): diacylglycerol metabolic process; intracellular signal transduction; lipid phosphorylation
Molecular function (GO): protein binding; ATP-dependent diacylglycerol kinase activity
Source: RefSeq, a predicted model, not a curated record
GUGUGAUAACAUUAGCAAAGUCUUCUAAAUUAAUGAUUUUCCGAAUGUUUUUUUUAAUUGUUUUUUAAUUUUUUAUUCUUACACUUUUUUUUUUCCGUUCGGCCCACCCAUAUUCUUAACCGAGAUUCCGCGGUGUAAAAUGAGUCGUGAUGUCGCAUUCGCAGCACAGGUCGAACAUUGUCGGACAACGACACGAGUGUCCACCACUGGGACGCUCAACAUUUCGAUGACCAAGCCCGACGCACGGUGAUCUACGCACAGUAGCAAUUGUAUAUCAUGGAAGACUGGAUGGCAGCAUUAAAGGUUACAGCCAGUAGAGAUCUUUUAAAUCAGCCAAUUGGUGUAGAUUUAAAUGAUUUACUGUCUGGAAACCAUUCAUGGCAUGCAACAUCUCAUGCUCGUCCAACAUAUUGCAAUAUCUGCCGAGAACAGCUAUCAGGUGUAACAUCGCAUGGAUACAGUUGUGAGGUAUGCAAAUGUAAAGUACAUAAAAGAUGUGUAGACAAGGCAAUCAGCAACUGCAAGUGGACUACAUUAGCAAGCGUUGGAAAAGACAUAAUUGAAGAUAACCAUGGGAAUAUUUUAAUGAUACACCAAUGGAUGGAAGGAAAUUUACCUGUGUCUUCUAAGUGUGCAGUCUGUGAUAAAACUUGUGGAUCUGUUUUAAGACUCCAAGACUGGAGAUGCUUAUGGUGUAGAGCUACAGUACAUACUGCAUGCCGCCCCAAGCAUUCUAUUAAAUGCCCAUUGGGAUCUAAUAGACUAAGUGUGGUGCCACCAACGGCCAUACAUUCUGUUGGUAGUGAUGAUUCUUUAGAAGCAAUUCAACCACAUGGAUGUUCACCAUUAUUAGUGUUUGUUAAUUCUAAGUCAGGUGACAAUCAAGGUGUAAAAUUUCUCAGGCGAUUUAAACAAAUUUUAAAUCCAGCCCAAGUGUUUGAUCUCAUUGGUAAUGGCCCUGGACCUGGGUUAAGAUUAUUUAGGCAUUUCAAUCCAUUUAGAGUAUUAGUUUGUAGUGGUGAUGGUUCUGUUGGAUGGGUACUUUCUGAAAUUGACAGACUAAAUAUGCAGGUGCAAUGUCAUGUUGGUGUAUUACCAUUGGGUACUGGAAAUGAUUUGGCUAGAGUAUUAGGUUGGGGUGCAUCUUGUGAUGAUGAUGCUCAUUUGCCACAAAUACUAGACAAAUAUGAACGAGCCAGUACAAAAAUCCUUGACAGAUGGAGUAUAAUGGUGUAUGAGCGUAGCAUUGAUAUAGGUAGUGGCACUAAACUCACAAUGAAUUCUGGGGUACAAGAGGGUAUUAGUUUAGAAUCAGCCAUAUCCACUUACUACAAUUAUAUUAUGUCAAAUUUGAAUCUUAUUUUACAAUCCAAUGAACACGAAGCAAUUGUUAAUAUGGCUAAAGUUUUAUGUGGUACUGUCAAAGAUUUUAUUGUAUGCAUAUCAGAAAUUAGUAAUGGUAUUGAUGAUUCUGAUUUUAAUGAUAUGCGACAAGAUUUAAAGUAUAAAUUAGAUACGCUUUUACAACUUCUCCAAAAAGAAGAGUUCAAAACUACAUAUCAACCAAAAAAUGAAACAAAUCAAAAUAAUUUGACUAAUAGUAAUGAAGAAAAUGCUCACAUUGAUAUUAAUGAGAUAAGUAAUAAUAAUGUAAAAUACAAUGAAAUCUCAGCCAUUAAAAAAGUGUAUAAGAAACAAUUACUCGAAAGAGCUAAUAGUCUUAAAAAAUCAGUUACAAAAUUAAUUGAACAUUCUGGCAAGACAACUUGUUCUACAAAUAUUUUAAUUCCACUUCCUGUUUCACAACUGCCAUCACCUAGCAUUGACAACAAUCUUAACCUUGAACAAUUAACUCCCACAUCUAUUGCUAAUCCAAUAUCUAUUUCUCCGAUACCUAUGCUUAGAAGAAACUCAUCAAAUUCAACAGAAUUAAAUGUUGAAUCAUUACCUGCACCUGUAGAAUUUGCUGACUGCCGUCAAGAAAUAGUGAUGGAUGAUCAGAAUGCAGUGCUGUCAGAAGAAGAUACAAGUACAUAUCAAACUUCACAAUAUGAUGAUUUGAAUAGUUAUUGCCAAAUAUAUGAAACUGAUAAAUUAAAAAAUGAAAGCAAAGACCAAAUUAGUGAACCAUUAAAAACAUAUCCAGCAUCUAAAAUAAGCGAAGAAGAAUUUUUAGGAAAUAUUUAUCAUAUUGAUUCGUCUGAAGCAUCUGAUGAAAUACCAGAUAGUUAUAUAUUGUGUGAUAAUAAAUGUCUAGCCUCUUCGUCCCGUUACAGUUUUCGUCAAGCAUGCAAAGGCAUGUUUUCUCGUCAUAACCCUAAAUUUAAUUUUGGUGUGAAUGAAUGUAUGGAGUCUGACAUUGAUGCCUCAAAUUUAAUAUCUUCAUCACCAGAAGAUGAAGUUAGUGAAGACCUUCAUAAAGAACUCGGAGUCAAGGAUAAUAAUUUAAAAAAGUGUAGUUUAGCACAUUUCAUAGAGGGAAAUGAUAUUGCAAGAAAGUCAAUUAAAUGUCGUCAUCUUAAUAAAACUUACAGCGAUAUGGAAGUCGAAACAGAAUUAAGACUUAAAAAUAAUGAAAAUGAUCAAGAAAAGUGUAAUGUUAUGAUGGGUUUAGCAGUACCUAAUGAAUCAAAUUUGAUUCCAAAUAAAAAUGAAAUAAAUGUCAGAAUUCAAGGUUCUAAUGGUAAUUUAAGUACAAAUGGUGACCAUUCAUGUCAACUACAAAAUUCUAAGCUUGGGAACGAUAUUGUUUUUGAUAUUAAUGAUAAUGACGAUGAAUUAAAUAGUUUCAAAGGAUUAAAAAGAAGUCAAACAAUGGCUGGUCCAGCUGUAGUAAUAAAUCCACCAUCUCCUCAAAAUUUCUCACCCAAUAAGAUUUGUGAUAUCGAAGAAUCACAUUUAGACUGUAGAAGAAAUAGUUUUGAUAGUUGUCGAAGACUUUCUGCAGCAUCACCUGUCAUGUUAAGUGCUUCACCUUUACGAUCUUCUCAUAAAAUUUCUAGUAGUACAGCAUUAAAUACUCGGAAUCAUUCUCCUACCCCAUGCUCAAUACAAAAUGAUACAUCACUUAAACAUAACAAGCGUUUACCCAUCAUCAACCCACUCGUCACUCUGCCUACUUGGCCUAAUGUAACAGAAACGAGUUUAAUAAGUCAAGUAUUAUUAGCAAAUGCAGAUGCUCUAUGUGCUCCAGCUGUGCCUUUGAUGGACCCUGAUGAAACAUUGCUGGAAGGAUUUUUCGAAAAAUGUAUUAUGAAUAAUUAUUUUGGAAUUGGCAUAGAUGCUAAGAUAUCACUAGAUUUUCAUCAUAAACGUGAAGAACAUCCUGAAAAAUGUAGAUCACGAACACGAAAUUACAUGUGGUAUGGAGUUUUAGGGAGCAAGCAAUGGUUGCAAAAAACUUAUAAAAAUUUGGAUCAAAGAGUACAACUGGAAUGUGAUGGACAAAGAAUUCCACUCCCUUCAUUGCAAGGAAUUGUAAUACUUAAUAUUCCAAGUUUUAUGGGUGGUACCAAUUUUUGGGGUGGUACAAAAGAAGAUAGAGUUUACUUAGCUCCAAGUAUUGACGAUAGGAUAUUAGAAGUAGUUGCUGUUUUUGGAACUAUUCAAAUGGCUGCUUCGCGUUUAAUAAACCUGCAGCAUCAUCGAAUUGCUCAAUGUACCACAGUACAAAUAAAUAUUAUGGGAGAAGAGGGAGUACCAAUACAAGUAGAUGGUGAAGCAUGGGUACAACCACCUGGAAUGAUACGUAUAAUUCACAAGAACAGAAUGAAAAUGUUAUGUAGAAAUAAAGCUCUUGAACUGUCUCUGAAGUCUUGGGAAGAAAAACAGAAACAAAUCAAACACCAAAAUAAACGUACUCAUAGCCAGUCAUUGUGUAGAUAUACUCCAUUAAGCCAAGAAGAAUGGACGAUUUUACAAGGCUUUUUGGAAGCUACCACAAAUUUAAUUGAACUCAUAAGAGAAAUAUUAUCAAAACAAAAAUUAGUCAAAGGAGAUGAACUAAAAAAACGAAUGGACUCGACUAAUAAUAAUAUUAAAAAAAUCAGUAUUAUUGAACAUGAAACAAAGGAAAAGGAAUUACGAUCAGUAGCUUCAGAUAUUGUUUUAAGUACAAAAUAUUUACAUGAAGAAACCUUAAUUAUGAUCAGGAGUGCAGGAAAUGUUUUUGAUGGAGAAUUUGUAGUCAAACUUACUUUGGCAUUCAGCAGACUAGAAAAUGAGUUCAAAAAAUGUUUGAUAUCUUGUAAGGACUCAGAUAGUGACAAUGAAUCAUCAUCUUCCUAUGUUUACUUUCUGAACAAUGCUUAUGAAUCGGAAAAAUUAUGCCGGAAAGGACAAUUUUGGCAGAAGUUAUGGAAAGCUAAUGUGACAUCUUCAAAACGGCUUAAUCAUGAUGUAUCAAAUUGGAGUACUGUGGAGGUAGGAAUUUGGCUAGAAUCUGUACAAUUGGGUGAGUAUAUCGAAGUAUUUGCCAACAAUGAUAUUCGAGGCAAGGAACUGUUGAACUUAUCAAGGCGCGACCUCAAAGAAAUUGGUAUGACCAAAGUAGGGCAUUUAAAACGUAUACUUAUGGCUGUCAAAGAAUUAAACACUGUACAUGAACAUCAUUAAUAGUUAAAAAGGUGAAAUAUUAACUUUUAGGGUUUAUGUACUCACACUUGUAAAUAUUUUUUUUAUUUUAUUUUUUUGUGUUUUUCAUGGAAUAUGUUAUUUUGGUACAUUUGUACCAUGAAAAUACAUUGUUAGAUUAUAGUGGAUGAUUUCUCAAACCACCAGGACUGUUAUGAGCUUAUCAAAGCUAAUAUUUAAAUUAAAUUUAAAAAAUUAUGAAAUCAUUAAAUUAUAAAUUGAGAACAAAGAUAUUUAUUUUUAUAUUUCUAAGCUUGUAGGAAAUAUAACUAUUUCUAAUUUUGGUUUUUUAUAUAUUUCAAUGUGAACAAUGUAAACUAAAUAUUUUAAUUUAUUGUUUAAAAAUCAGCUAUGUAGUUUUAAUAUUUUAAUUUAGUUCAAUUUUUUUUUUUUUUAUGAAUCUCAGUCAUUCUUUUUUCAAACACAGAUUCAACAUUUUUCGUUUGCAUAAUAAUUGCAUUGUUUUAACAUUAUUUAUAGAUAUAUAAUCUUUACAUUCAUUUUUAGUAUUUUUAUAAUAUCAUAUUAAUAAUUUACAUCUCUAGGAAUGUGCAACCUACAAUUUUAAAUUUGAUCUGUUCUCUUAAUAAAUGUGAUUAGCUUAGAUGUAGAACAUUAUUAGCUAUUACGUUUGUGGGUAAAUAAUACUAAAAUUAAAACAGGAAAGCCAAAGACUUAUUCUAUUUGCUCUAUUUAACUUGUCUAUUUCCCUAUCUUCUAGUAACUAAGUGCCAAACAUUUAUUACUUUUAAAUCUUUCAAUUCUAAUAAUGUUUGUUUAUGUUAUCCAUACAUUUUAUAAUUCUAUAUU